GACUGCGGGCACCGAGUCAACUGGCGGAACAGCGGGCAUCGAGUCAACUGGCGGAACAGCGGGCACCGAGUCGUCUGGCAAGACUGCGGGCACCGAGUCGUCUGGCGGAACAGCGGGCAUCGAGUCAACUGGUGGAACAGCGCGGGCAUCGAGUCAACUGGCGGAACAGCGGGCAUCGAGUCAACUGGCGGAACAGCGGGCACCGAGUCAUCUGGCAUUGGAUUGUCUGGCUCGACAGCGGGCAUCGGGCCACCAGGCAUCAGGUCAUUUGGCUCGCCAGCGGGCACCGCGUCAUCUGGCAAGGCAGUGGGCACCGAGUCACCAGGUACGACAGCGGGCUCUGAGUCAAUUGGCACGACAGCGGGCACCGGAUCAGGUACCGGAUCAUCUGGAUCAACAGCGGGCAUCGAGUCAACUGGC
Molecule: messenger RNA, 420 nt
Organism: Staurois parvus
Lineage: Eukaryota; Metazoa; Chordata; Amphibia; Anura; Ranidae
Source: the annotation of a GenBank genome assembly